AUGGAUAGCUCGAAUGGCUAUGCAUCGUUAGGGUGUGGAUGGAUUACUUACGACGAAAAUGAAUUGUCAAGUCUAUUCUUAGAUACCGCGAGACUAGGUAGUGUUGGAGCUAUCUCUCUCGGGUUUUCAAGUGAUGAAAUAACAACCAUCUUCUCUAGCACAGAUGUUUUGGGUGCAAGCUUGUACAUGGCAACCCUUGGUGAUGACAAGGUACUAAUAGAUGAUAUAAAAGACGCCGACAUUACAAUUAUGAAUGGCAAAGCAGCUUUGGUGCAAGCUAGCAACAAAGCUAAUCUUGGUGAAAUUUCAUGCAAAUCUAUCGACAAUGGUGUUACAAAUGUUAGUGGUACGUCCAUAGACAUUGGAGGAGCCAAUUUCAUUUUCUAUUGCUCGUCGAUUGAUGUUGCAAGGGUGCCAAUGGUAUAUGUAUUGGCUUAUCCAAGCAAUGGAUUAAUUAGCAUUGUACACAAUCACACGAAGGUGGAACUAAUACUUCAAAUUAUCAUGGUGGUUGACAUGGUAAUUUAUGUGUUCGCGUUUGUAACUUUGAUUGUUAGAGCGGCUAGGAGGGAAGUGCACUUGUGUGCAGCGUACAUGAGGGAAAUGGAGAAAACAACACAAGCUGAGAGAAAGAGCAUAAAGCAAAGCUUGGCCUUUGCGAGUGCUAAUCAUGAUGUUCGCGGCUAUUUAGCUUGCAUUAAGGGCUUGACCGAACUCUCUGCUGCUGAUCUUCCUCCCUCUUCUGAAGUUGCUUCUAGCUUGAGGAAGAUAGAUACUUGUGCUGAGGACCUUUUAGCAUUAGUGAAUUCCAUCCUAGAUUUCAGCAAGAUAGAAGCAGGGAAAAUGCAAUUGGAGGAGAAUGAAUUCAACUUAGCACAACUAAUUGAAGACGUAGCUGAUUUACACCACCCGGUUGCAAUGAAAAAGGGAGUAGAGGUGAUCCUAGACCCUAGUGAUGGUUCCAUCUUCAGGUACUCCCAGGUAAGAGGUGAUCGCGGCAAGCUCAAGCAGAUCCUUGGCAACUUGCUAAGCAAUGCUGUCAAGUUCACUUCACAAGGGAACAUUUGCAUCACAUGUCAUUCAAAGAAACCAAGCUUUGAGAACUCUAUCAUUGCCUCAAACAGGAACAACUUGUUAAACAGGUUGUCGAGCUUCUUCCAUAAGAAUAAGCGUGCAUAUAAUGAUCUCGAAGACAUGAAGACAAUCAAGCAAGAUCCAAACUGUAUGGAGUUUGAGUUCCAAGUGGAAGAUACAGGUCCCGGGAUCCCUAAGGAGAAGCGCCAUUUGAUCUUUGAGAACUUUGUUCAAGUCAAAGAAAACUCUGCUGAGCAAGUUGGCACUGGUUUGGGUCUAGGCAUUGUCCAAUCUUUGGUUAGAUUGAUGGGAGGAGACAUAGAAAUUGUGGACAAAGCCAACGGUGAGCAAGGGACAUGCUUCAAGUUCAACAUCUUUUUAAUAGUACAAGACGAAUGUUUGGAUAACCCAAGGCAAGAAUUGACUGAGCAUAGGGAGAUCAAUUCGGGCUCAGGGUUAAGCACGUGUGUUCGUAGUCCUAGAGGUGAUAAGUCUCUAGUGAUUCUCUUAAUCAAGAAUGAUGCGCGGAGAAUAAUGGUCCAUAGAUACAUGGAGAGCCUCGGAGUAAACUUGAAGGUCCUAAGCCAUGGGAAGCAACUCUCUCCGAAUCUUAAGAAGAUCAAAUCUAUGCUCAUUGAGCCUCAAUAUAACAACUCCUCGUCAGGGAGGUCAGACACGAGCCCUCCUCGAGGAGCUUGCUUGAGUAGCAACUCUGAACGCAGUGGUAGAGGUUGGUCCAAACUCAAUCCUCUUAGUACAAUGGAUGAUACCAAUGAAGUACUCCCGGUGUACAAAAGGUCCACUAUUCGAGGGUCAGUGAACUGCAUACUACUUGUAAUAGAUUGCAAUGUAGGAGAUAAUUUUCAGAAAAUGCAGAGAUCGGUAUCUGAGUUUAGAAAGGACCUUUACAUGACCUGCAUCAAGGUAGUUUGGCUCGAUAGGCCUGACACUCGUAGAGCUCACUUCCAAGGUUUGCAAGAUGAGAGUCUCCCUUUGACAGAUCUUAUCAUAUCGGAGCCUCUUCAUGGAUCACGCUUAUUAAGGAUUAUAAGGCUUCUCCCUGAGUUUGGGGGAGAUUCUAUAAGAUCUCCUUAUGGGAGAUCAAAGAGGUCCAACAUUGCAAUUCUAAGCAACACACAUUCGAAUACUGAAGAAGAUAUUGGUGAGUCCAGUAGUGGGGAGAUUAAGCUAGCUAGGAAAAGGCGAAGCUUGAAAUUUACUACUUGUAGGGAUAACUUUGCUAAUGAGCAAGAUAUCCCUCAAGUUCUAAGGAGCUCUAGCAGCGAGAAGUCUUCAUCGAUGACUAAAACUACUCAAACAGGAGAGAUACAAGAAGUUCCAAGCAAUGUAGAGAUCCAGAAAUCUCCCUUGGAGGGGAAAAAAAUUCUGAUCGUUGAAGAUCAUUUCUUACAACGAAAGCUCGCUGAAACAAGUGUUAAGCGUUUAGGUGCCGAAACUCAGACAUGUGGAAAUGGCGAAGAAGCUCUUGAGGUGGUCUGCAAAGCAUUGAGCAACCAACCAAGUGGAGAACCCUUUAAGUUUCCAUAUGACUUUAUAAUCAUGGACUGUCAGAUGCCAGUUAUGGAUGGUUUUGUAGCAACACAAAAAAUCCGCGAAGAAGAGAGGAAGUAUGGACUACACAUUCCGAUUAUUGCACUGUCGGCUCAUGAGGUGGAUGGAGAAGAAGGCAGGAAGAUUGCUGAGGCUGGAAUGGAUUUCCACCUGACAAAGCCACUCCGUGGUGAAGAACUUCUAAAAGUAGUACAGCAUCUGUUAAUAUAAGAGAUUUGUAUAGAUCAUACAUGUACUUUAAUUAUGUAUUAGUAGGUCCUUAUUUAUGUGCCUGCAAAAUCUGGAUAUUUUUGCAUUGUGCAGGUACUUAGGUUUUGUAAUCUGCAUGG
Messenger RNA from Chenopodium quinoa (quinoa), 2975 nucleotides. RefSeq names its product histidine kinase CKI1-like. Gene Ontology annotation, biological process: phosphorylation; phosphorelay signal transduction system. Lineage: Eukaryota; Viridiplantae; Streptophyta; Magnoliopsida; Caryophyllales; Amaranthaceae. Bases 1 to 2856 code for a protein of 951 amino acids. The record is from RefSeq and is a predicted model, not a curated record. The transcript has 6 exons. Gene Ontology annotation, cellular component: nucleus. Gene Ontology annotation, molecular function: phosphorelay sensor kinase activity.